AUGCUGCGAAUAUUUGCUCGAGGGAUGCAGCGGCGAGGGUUGUCGUACGGGAGCACGAGCUGGCUGAGCAACAGGCUGUCGAAGAAGCUGUCACAGUUUGGCGCUUUCGAUCAGGUCAAGAAGGCAGCGGACGACAAGGCCAUGGUCCUGCUGGGGAUGUGCUACGCGAUGGGACGAGACGUGGAAAAGUGCGACGUGACAGCAGCUGAAUGGUUUAAGAAGUCUGCUGCGAAAGGAAAUGCUGAGUCGAAGCUUGCUAUGGGAUUGUGGGCAUUGGAGGGGCGAGGAAACAUGAAGGCGGAUCCCAUAGCGGCAAAGCCAUACCUUGAGGAAGCGUCGGCAGCGGGCCUGGGCGAUGCGAGCGCCAUCCUUGGUAUCUUGUGGUUGGAAGGGAAGCUGGGAAAGAAGGACGAGGCAGCAGCUGCCGAGCUCUUCCGUAAGGCAUCGGACAAGGGAAACUGGCUAGCAACGUACAAUCUGGGUGUUCUGAUAGCGGAGGGAAGGGGGAUAUCGGCGAGCCCGUCCAAGGGAUACGAGCUUAUCAGAAAGUCAGCAGUCGCUGGCCUUGCAGAUGCUCAGUACGCUCUUGCUGCUGCGUAUAACUUUGGGGGGAUGAAGCUUAAGAGAGACGCAAAGAAGUCUCACGAAUGGAUGCUCAAAGCCGCGAAACAGGGAAAGGCUUCUGCACAGUACAACGUGGGCGUUCAAUUUGCCAACGGUGAAGGAGUAGAAAAGAACUUGAAGGAAGCAGUGUUGUGGUAUACAAGAGCCGCAGAACAAGGAUUGGUGGAGAGCAUGUGUAAUUUGGGAACUCUUCUUCUCAGUGCUGAUGAGGUGAAGAAUGAGUCUGAAGGCUUCAGAUGGUCACUACAAGCGGCUCAGAAGGAUUUUGACAUGGCGAAAUUCAAUGUUGGAUACUGCUAUCACACAGGCGAGCUGUUGCCUUUGGCUUCCUCUCCUUAUUCUCGUCCAGGACUCGGGACAGACAAGAACGCAGAGGAAGCGAUGAGGUGGUACAAGGAGGCAGCAGGGAAGGGGCAGAAGCUGGCCAUGCUUCAGCUCGCCGCCAUGUACCGCAAGGGCGAAGGAGUACCGGCUGAUGAAGAAAUGGCGAAAGAAUGGGAGAGCAAAGCACAAAAGUAG
Messenger RNA from Guillardia theta CCMP2712, 1143 nucleotides. RefSeq lists its product as hypothetical. NCBI's taxonomy places the organism in Eukaryota, Cryptophyceae, Pyrenomonadales, Geminigeraceae. Gene Ontology annotation, biological process: ERAD pathway. Gene Ontology annotation, cellular component: endoplasmic reticulum membrane. The transcript has 17 exons. The record is from RefSeq and is a predicted model, not a curated record. Bases 1 to 1143 code for a protein of 380 amino acids. Gene Ontology annotation, molecular function: protein binding.